AAUCGUAUCGAAUUUCUCAGACCGGCCUCAACCUCGCCGAGUCAACGACUCGCCAUAACAGACCCGAGCUGCACCGGAUCUGAUCUGGGGCCAAAUCGCAUCGUUGUACUACGUCUUCUUCCCCGAACGAGAGAGUGAAAAAAGAAGAACAGAAAACAGUAAGAUGGGCAAGAGCAGACUGCAGGACGCGAGAGCGCACUUGUGCUCUUGCCGGAAACUGCCUCCGCACCUCGAUUGAUUAAAACCGACCGAAAAAGAGGCAAGAGCGAAUUCUCAUUCCCUACCCCCGUCGUGAUUUCAAAACCCUAGAUCUCUCUCUCACUCUCUCUCUUCCUCUUCUUCGGAUGCGAUCUCCUUGGUCGUCGUCGUCGUCGUCCUCCUCCUCCUCCUCCUCCGCCCUAGGGUUUUGAUGCCUCCCAUGUCCCUCAGAUGGACGGGCACAACCCCUUCGUCCUCCGCACCCUGCUGAUCGCCGCGGGCGCCACCGCGAUUUGCUGCAUCUGCGCUCUCUGGGCCCUCCGAUCGCCCCGCGCGAAGCCCUCGCCGUCCAAAAAGUCGAGGAAGAAGCCCUGCGGCUGCACCUGCUCCUGCGCCCCCGCAUGCGGAGGGGAUCAGCCGUUGCCGCUGCCGCCGCCGACGGCGACGGCGGCGGCGGCGGCGGCGGUUCCGAACGGCGAGAUACCGUCGGCGGCCGCGGUUCCGAACGGCGAGAUGGCCGCCUCGGUGCGGCGGCCUCGGCGGGUGGCGGCGAUGGGGAGCUCGAUGGUGGAGCAGAUGGUGCCGGAGGUGAGGACCCAUGCCCUCAGCUACCUCGACUAUAGGAGCCUCUGUCGCCUCUCCAUGGCCAAUUCCGCCAUGAGGAGGGCGGCGAACGAUGACGGCGUGUGGAAGGCCCUCUAUCGUAAGGAUUUUACAGUUGAACAGGACAGUGUCACCCCUAGUAAUGGAUGGAAGGCAUAUUAUGCAGCUACCAGGGCCAUUGUUAGUGUAAAUGCAGAAUUCUAUAACAUCAUCAGGGAUAGUUCACUACGAGGAAUGAGAGAUUUUUGGCUUAAUGCAGACUAUGUUAAGUGUCUGCAUGCCUCAGGAGAACUGUUUACAGGGUACACGGCGGUUAUAGAUAGCUGGCGUGCAGCACUCAACUGGGGUCUAGGCGGGGGCCCAGGUGUUGCCUUCCAAAUUCGAGAGGUCCGAGCACGCGUCCUUAGUGAUAUUGCAUGGCUUACGAUGAAGGCCUAUGCCGAUAUUGAUUCGGAGCCCCUUCAUGUGACCAAUGUCUACGAGCUCCAUAACGGGAGGUGGUACAUGGUUCACCAUCACAGUUCAGUUAUGGCUUAAUGCUGCUGCCAUUUUCGUGAUUCAGCAAAAGCUUCUCUUUUUGAAAAAAGUUUCUCUUUCCUGGGCCGUAGAUUUGAAUUACUCCUUAUUCUCCUUUUUUUCCCAGUGUGAAAAGCCAUCUUUGUAUUCUCACUUGCUAGACUACUAAUAUACAUUCCCUCUCACUAUACUGUCCAAGGUAUAUUCUUUUAUCUGCUUGAUUUUAGCUUCUUAAAAUCCGAUUAUGUACCGUAUCUCCUGCAGAUUUUUUAUGGAUAUAUGUGGAUUUUGAUAAAACAGGGCCAGGGGAUGGAAAAUUGUGGUAAACCCCAUGACAUGUUCAUGCUUUCA
This is a messenger RNA of Ananas comosus (pineapple), 1668 nucleotides long. RefSeq names its product F-box protein SKIP8-like. Lineage: Eukaryota; Viridiplantae; Streptophyta; Magnoliopsida; Poales; Bromeliaceae. The record is from RefSeq and is a predicted model, not a curated record. Bases 430 to 1338 code for a protein of 302 amino acids. Gene Ontology annotation, molecular function: protein binding. The transcript has 3 exons.